This is a messenger RNA of Hypomesus transpacificus, 1730 nucleotides long. RefSeq names its product transforming growth factor beta-1-induced transcript 1 protein-like. Gene Ontology annotation, biological process: muscle structure development; actin cytoskeleton organization. The record is from RefSeq and is a predicted model, not a curated record. Gene Ontology annotation, molecular function: muscle alpha-actinin binding; actin binding. NCBI's taxonomy places the organism in Eukaryota, Metazoa, Chordata, Actinopteri, Osmeriformes, Osmeridae. Gene Ontology annotation, cellular component: adherens junction; filamentous actin; stress fiber.
GCCCCCAGGACCCUGCCCAGCCCAGGCCCCCCGCCCCCGGCCUACACCCCCCAGCAGACGGUUUCAUCUGCCAUGAAGUCCAACGGCUCGAAGAGCCCACUCCCAGACAAGCUGUACAGUACAGUAAACAAGCCUCGCUCGCCCCGUGCAGGUGGAGCCCCCCCCCCCACCUUCUCCUCGUCCUCCGUGCUGGGGGCGGGGCUGGGGGCGGGGCUGAGUGAACUGGACCACCUGCUGCAGGAGCUCAAUGCCACGCAGUUCAACAUCACAGAUGAGAUCCUGGCUCAAUUUCCCUCUAAGAAGGACGAGAUGAAAGACUUCCAGGGGCCCUCCCCCUCCUCCAGUCCAGUGAAGCCUUCAGCCACCUCAGCCACUCUGGAGCUGGACAAGCUUAUGGCCUCCCUGUCUGACUUCAGAGUCCAGAGCACGCCGCCUGCACCUGUCAAUCAAGUGGUCACUGUGCCCCCGCAGCCAGCCCCGCCCCCCCAGGCCUCAUCCGGAGGCUCAUUGGACAGUAUGCUUGGACUCCUCCAAUCAGACCUGAGCAGGCAGGGGGUCCCCACUUCCUCCAAGGGGAACUGCUCAGCCUGUCAGAAGCCUGUGGUGGGACAGGUGGUGACGGCGCUGGGGCGGGUGUGGCACCCGGAACACUUUGUGUGUACCGAGUGUGAGACGGAGCUGGGCAGUCGAAACUUCUUUGAGAAGGACGGCCGGCCGUACUGCGAGUCAGACUACUUCACCCUGUACUCCCCUCACUGUGCACACUGCAGCAAGCCCAUCCUCAACAAAAUGGUCACUGCCCUGGACAAGAACUGGCACCCAGAGUGUUUCUGUUGCGUCAAGUGCAGCCGGGCAUUUGGGGAGGAAGGUUUCCAUGACCGCGAGGGCCAGCAGUACUGCCAGCAGUGUUUCCUGUCUCUGUUUGCCUCCCACUGCCAGGGCUGCUCUCAGCCCAUCCUGGAGAACUACAUCUCAGCUCUCAGUGCUCUGUGGCACCCACACUGCUUUGUGUGCAGGGAGUGCUACAGCCCGUUUGUGAACGGCAGCUUCUUCGAGCACGAGGGCCAGCCGCUGUGUGAGGCCCACUACCACCAGUCCCGGGGCAGCCUGUGCCAGGCCUGCCAGCAGCCCAUCCUGGGUCGCUGCAUCACCGCCAUGGGCGCCAAGUUCCACCCCCACCACCUGGUCUGCCACUUCUGCCUCAAGCCGCUCAGCAAGGGCUGCUUCAAGGAGCAGGAGAACAAGCCCUACUGCAACCCCUGCUUCAUCAAGCUCUUCGGCUAACCCUCUCCCCUCUCCCCCCCCUGAGGUGAACUCCACACCUUAGAGAGACCAGCCAGGACUAAAGCCAUGAUUUUACAAAAAAAUAUAUUAAAAACGUUUAUGGUGUUGUACUUCAAUUCAUUCAUGUACUGUAUUGAUUCAAAUUGAAUAUUGACCACUGAAUUGUUCAACAAAAGAAGGUUUGGAGAGAUGAAUUAUUGAAUGCCAAAGUAAGGUUUUAAUGAAAGACUUGUACUGUAUAUAGUGCAAGUGAAACCCAUUUAAUAUAUUUGCUUUAUGUUACAAAAAUAUAAUUGUCACUGCUAAUGCAUUAUACUAUGUAUUAUGUAUGUUAAGUAUGUUGUGUAACGGACUAUUAUGCAUCGCCAUUGUAAUAGUGCCAAAGAUGUUUUUAUAUUCUCACAAUUUUGCUAUGCAAUUAUACAAAAUAAAAUAACUGCCUAAGA